AUGAUUGACAAACCCACACUCACCAAAACCGCCAUUGUCACAGGCGCUGUCUCUGGUAUGGGACUCGCUCUGGUGCAUCACCUCCUAGCCAAGACAGGGAAUAGCAACGACGAGGGAGGACAGUGGCGGGUGGUACUCGCCGACAUCAACCCAGUCGGAUACGAAGCCAUCAAGUCCACGCUGGACCAAGAUCGCCACAUCUUUGUGCGUACCGACGUCUCCAGGUUUUCGGACCAGUUGGAACUUUUCAAAACGGCAUUCGAGUGGUCGGGGGGACGCCUCGACUUCUUCGCCAACAACGCCGGGAUCCCAGACAGACAGCCGCUCCUGGGCUGGCUCGGUAAGGCGGAGACCACUGAGAAGGACCAAGACCCCGUCGAGCCCGAUCUCAGCCGCAUCGACAUCGACCUGAAGGCGGUCUUUUAUGGGAUGAAGCUCUUUGUCCAUUUUGCCAGGAAGACACGCACCUUACUCAGCCAGCAGACCGCGGCAGUCAUGGACGACAUUGGAAUCAGUGGGGGCGACGCCGCCAUUGGGGUGGCCGCAUCGCACGACUUCCACCCCAAAAUGGUCGUCACGGCGUCCAUGGCAGGCCAGUACCCGUUUUAUAUCCUGCCCAUGUACACGGCGGCGAAGCACGGCUGCAUAGGGCUCGUGCGAGCCGCAGCACCGACCUUGUUCGAGGAAGAGGGCAUCACGCUGAACGCCGUCAUGCCCAGCACCACAAAGACCAACAUCAUCCCCAAGCCCAUCCUGGAGCAGUGGCCCGAAAACAAUUUCACGCCGUUGGAAACCAUCAUGCGGGCGUUUGACGAGUUGAUCGAUGUCAAGGGGCGGAUUGCCCCGGACGGAUUGAGUGACGGUCAAGAUGGACAGGUGAAGAAUGGAUGUUGCGUGGAAGCGUCGACGAAUCACCUGUUCUACCGUGACCCAGUCCCGUUUCCUAGCGAGGUGCAGGAAUGGGUCGGGGAGCAGUCGAGACGAGAUGGGAUUUUAGGGACAUUCAUGCAAAAGGCGACCAGUGCGAAGAUGGAGUGA
Molecule: messenger RNA, 1038 nt
Organism: Fonsecaea nubica
Lineage: Eukaryota; Fungi; Ascomycota; Eurotiomycetes; Chaetothyriales; Herpotrichiellaceae
Exons: 1
Coding region: 1-1038 (345 amino acids)
Cellular component (GO): cytoplasm
Molecular function (GO): oxidoreductase activity, acting on the CH-OH group of donors, NAD or NADP as acceptor
Source: RefSeq, a predicted model, not a curated record